AUGCGUGUCUUCCUCAUCCAAACGGCAAAAGGCCUCUUCUCAUCUUCAGGCGGUUACAAGACCAACUAUGCCCUCCUUCGCUAUCUGUCUUCUGCGGGCCAUCGUGUCCGUCAACUCUGCUACUCACAUUGUGGAGAGAUUGAGGCCUACUUGAAAGAUAAAAAGAACAACGGGGACCAUCUGAGAACCAGGAUCCUUCACAUGAGACCUGAAGACGGCAGGACCGGGGUUAACGUCAAGGUUCACAAGUUUUACAUGGACGAUGGUGUUGAAGUCGUGGCAUUGGACAGCGAAGCGUUUGACGAGGCGUUUGGUGGUAAGAUGUCGUUGCACAGUAAACUAUCCAAAAUGUCAGCUGAGUAUAUCGAGACUGGAACAUGCUCGCCGCCGUUGCUGGAAUUUAUCUCGUUCCUCCACGAUGAAAUCAGACGCUUUCAUCCUACGCACAUAAUCUCCAACGACGGUCUAUCCAUGCAGGUCAGUUUCGACCUUGAUCUGGCCGAUCUAAACAUGUCCCGCAUCGCAGUUGUCCACACCGCCGAGCAACUUCCUUUUGGUCCCUUCGCUUUUGGAAUUCCAGGACAGUCGAGCACGGUAGGAGAAGUGGAACUUCUCCGACGCAUGGAUGGAGUCUGGAGUGUAUCUCAAGUUAUCAAGGACUACGCUCUUGAGCACGGACAACUGCAGUCGCGGUUUCUGGUGCAUCACCCUUGGACGUAUCUAGUCGGUGAUAGCCACGAGAUACCGAAGCAUUUAUCGAAUUGGGACAAGCCAUACAUCGCCAUGGUUAACCCGUGCCAUAUCAAGGGAGCCAGCAUUUUUGUUGAUCUUGCCAAAGCUUGUCCGCAGUAUGACUUCCUCGCGUUUAUGAGCUGGGGCGCCAGCGAGAAGGUAGUCAAUCAGAUCAAGGCCCAGCCAAACAUAACAACUCGCCCAUCGUGUGUAGAUGCAGAGGACCUCUGGCGCGACAUCAAAAUCCUCAUAGUUCCCUCCCUCUGGUGCGAGGCCUGGGGAAUGGUGGUAGUCGAAGCGCACCUUCGGGGCAUACCUGUUGUCGCUUCAAACGCGGGAGCUGUGCCUGAGGCGAUGCUUGGACUGGAUUACAUCAUUCCCGUCAAUGCCAUCAGUGGCGAACAUGACGAGACGGGGUGUUACAUCAUUCCUGAGCAAGACAUACAACCUUGGGCUAGGGUGGUCACGAGACUUAUGGAGGACAAGAGCGAGUAUGAGAAGACGUCGUUGUAUGUACGUAAUGUUACUCAGCAGUGGUUGGAGAGUCGUGACAUUACUGAGAUAGAGAGAUGGAUGAUGGGUAUGGGUUUGAAGCUUGGUGCACGUGGAAACGGAUUAAUGUCUUUACGUUUGUAG
Molecule: messenger RNA, 1368 nt
Organism: Fusarium coffeatum
Lineage: Eukaryota; Fungi; Ascomycota; Sordariomycetes; Hypocreales; Nectriaceae
Exons: 3
Coding region: 1-1368 (455 amino acids)
Source: RefSeq, a predicted model, not a curated record